UGGUGCAAUACCAUUAUCAUGAUUAUUUAAGAAAAAAGAUCUUCAGACUUGCUUCAUUCUAUCUUGCGGAGAAAGACGUUCUAAAUUAUGGUAAUUUCUGGCUCAAAUCUUUUUCACAAUUGCACUUUUGUGUUGGAGUUUGAUAGUUUGACAAGAUUCAAAGUGAAGCAGUGUUGGAGGAGAAAGAUAACUGAAAAUGGAGGAACUAUAUCCUACGUUUUUACUCGUAAGACAAACUAUGUUGUGCUAUUUGGAGAUAUGCUGGAAAAAUCCUCCUAUAAACAGAGGCAAGCCGUGCGAUACAGUGUCCCUGUUGUUCGAUGUGAGUUCAUCACAGACAGUAUAGAACAGCAAGAGAUUCUGCCAACAGCCAAGUACGAAGUGGGAGAGCCACUCACUGGAAAGAAUUUCAGAAAAGGACGAAUAACAAAAUUACAGAAGGCUAAAACUUACCUUAAUGCAAGGCAUCAGAAGGCCGUGAAUUUAAAUGCCAUAAAAUCGUGGUCAUUGGAUGAUCCAGAGGCCCCUUCUCCCAAUGAUGAUAAAUAUGAAGUGGCAAAAUGGGCUCUGCUAAAGUCCUCAAAAAUGGUUCACAUUAUUGAGGUGCAUGCCCUGACAUCUAGUGAGAAGUUCAGACUUUAUCAUCAAGGGGGGCAACUAGAUGGAGAGCAUAUCCAGGCUAGAGAGGGGCCUGUAGUUUGGUAUCUGGACUCUGCAGAUGAAGUUCUAAUUUGCUUUGAACAGUUAUACAAGAGGUACACAUCAGGUCUGAUGAAUAUGGAGCCAUGGCACACACCCAAAUUUAUCUCCAAUCAGAUAGGAUCCCACAAACUGAAGAUGAUUUUGGAUGAUAUUUGUUCCAUGCACAGUGACCUUGAUCCAGAUGUAGGUCAGUUUGUUGAGAUGAUUUGGAAUGAGGCAAUACAGGAAGCCGAGAAAAUGUUAACCAUCUCCAUGCAGCAUACAAAGAUAGAUAAAGUGGAUGACGCUAUGGCCAUUUUAAAGCAGAUCAAGCACAUUAUGAAGGAGAACAAAUCAGAUAACUGCUUGUCAGAGCUGGUGGAGAAGUUUUAUAGGGAAGCCCUACCCCACAAACAGCAGUACAUAACACAUGACCUGAGCCCUAAGAUGAUCUCAGAGAAACUAGAUCUUUGUCAGCUGAUUUAUGAUGUACUGACUGUCAGUGAAGCCACAGAUUUCUCUCCUGCUGCCAGCACUGUUGCUAAGUACAAGGCUCUGAGAUGUCACAUGACAAAACUGAACCAAUCAAACACCAAAUUUCAAGAUAUUCGAAACAUCUUCAGUAAUAGAGAACAAAGCAUCACAAUCCACCAUGUUUUUGAAGUUGGGAGAACUGUAGAGGACAUUUUGUACCAGGAAAUAUCUGGCUCCAUAGGGAAUUCUCAGCUGCUGAUGCAUGCUUCAGGGCCCCAGAAUCUCCUUGGUAUUCUGUCAAGGGGACUACUUUUACCUCAAGCAGUAGAAGAAGAACAUGGGAUUACCAGAACUGAUGGAGGAAAGCUUGGAUAUGGAAUCUACUUCUCCAAUUCAUUUGAAACCUGCCUUCACUAUGCCGAGCCCAGUCGUGACACAGGAAUGAGGAUGCUGAUAGCCUGUGAUGUCGCGCUAGGAAAUUGUUGUGACUGCACCACUCUACAAACUGAUCUUACAGCACCACCUACUGGAUACCACAGCUGUCAUGGUGUGAAAAUGACAGAAGAAAAUGUAACAGAUUUUAUGGAUGAUGAGUUUGUGAUAUACAACACCUCGCAGCAGAGAGUUAGAUAUGUGGUUCUCUUCACGCUCCCCAGUGAUCCACCCAUUUCUACAAUCACGACAAGACCUGAAGUUGAGGAAAACAUGGCAGUUACAUCAAGUUCUAUUGAUAUUACUGACAUAAAGAACCUCCCCGAUCCCCUCUCUAAAGUGACCGGCGGUUUAAUCGGCAGUAAAAAGUCCAUCCAAAUCCCACUACGAGGGGUUCAUAUCAGGGCCAAGGUCAUGGACAUGGUAGCAAAGGUGGUGGUUUUGCAGGCCUAUAAAAACAAAAUAACAGAGCCUAUAGAAGCUAAGUAUGUGUUUCCUCUAGAUGAGACUGCUGCUGUGUGUGGGUUUGAAGCAUUCAUAAAUGGAAAGCACAUAAUAGGAGAAAUCAAAGAAAAGAAGACAGCACAUCGUGAGUACAGAGAGGCCAUUAGCAAAGGUCAUGGUGCAUAUUUAAUGGAUGAGGAGGAGCCUGAUGUUUUUACUGUGAGUGUGGGUAAUCUCCCCCCAAAGUCUGAGGUCCUAAUAAAAGUGACAUACAUCACAGAGCUUAAGGUGGAAGGGGACAGUAUUGCCCUGACCAUUCCAGCAACAGUAGCACCCUGGGUCACAGAUUCAGCGCUCGCCCAACAAACUCAGUCUGAAACCACCGUUGUACAAGUCCAUGACCCGAUGGAUUGUCAGAUAUCACUACAAGCUGCCAUAGAGAUGCCAUUUGAAAUAAGGUCACUGAAAUCAAGUACUCACAGACUGAAGUACAAAAAAACUGCCACUAAGGCUGUAGUGGAGAUUCCAAAGAAAAGUGAGUUUACAGCAGGAUUCCAGCUGAUGAUUACCUUAGCAGAGAUCCAUGUUCCUCGCAUGUGGGUAGAGUGUCAUCCAGAGAGAGACCAACAGGCUUGUAUGCUUGCCUUCUACCCAGAGUUUGAGGCAGCCAUUGACCCCAGCCCAGAGGUCAUAUUUCUACUGGAUUUGUCAAACUCCAUGAAGGGGGAUCCAUUCAGAGAUGCCAGAAAAGUGUUAUUACUGGCUCUGGACAACCUGCCAGAGAAGGCUACCUUUAACAUUGUGGCUUUCGGGUCUUUCUUUAAAGAGCUCUUUCAGUUUCCUCAGAAAAUUACAAAGAAUUCCACAGAUGAGGCCAUAAAAUACCUAGAGACUGCCAAUCCUGUGAUGGGAUGCAGUGAUGUGUUGUCUCCCCUGAAAUCUUUUAUCUUGCUAAGCCCUGCAGAGGGCAGCAGGAGCCUCUUUUUGAUUUCUGAUGGAUUUGUUGGUAACAAGAGGGCUCUAUUUCAAACUGUUGCCACUAAUGGUGCCAAAAAUAGGCUGUUUUGUCUGGGAGUUGGGAAUAAUAGAGACAGUCAUACAUUACGUAGCUUGGCUAAUCAUGGAGGGGGGACGUAUGAGUACUACAACAGCAAAACAAAGUCAAAAUGGCCAGACAAAAUUGCAUCACAAGUAGAACAGGCCACAAGACCAGGCAUAUCUCUCGUCCAGGUGGAGUGGGGUACGUCCACCAAUAAGCAUGAUCCACCCCUCCAGGCACCUUGUCGGAUCCCUAGUUUAUUCAGUGGUUCCAGACAAGUGGUAUAUGGAUUUGUCAGGAAUUGUACACAGGCAAAAUUGAUGGCAAAUGUUGAUGGACAAAAAUUUGAAACCAUGGUUUCAACAACUGAACUUAAUUUUACUGAAGGAAAGAUGUUGCACCAGCUUGCAGCCAGAGCUGUCAUUAGGGAUUACGAAGAUGGAGUUCUGAGUGACUGUAAAGUGGACCACAAGAUGAUAAAACAGGAAAGGAAGCAGCACAUCAUUGAACUCAGUAAAGAGUUUGGUAUUGUGACUCCAUAUACCAGCUUUAUAGCAGUGGAAGAAAGGAGUGAGGGGGAGGUAACUGAGGGUCCAAGCAUUCAGGAGUUGCUGGACUUGGAAUCUGUGGAUAUUUUAACAUACAUAGGAUGGAUGAACCCAGACAACAUGGAUGACAAGGAGCCUGUACAUUGUGUGGAGGAAUUGCUGAGGAAGGCCAGCAUUGCUGAGAGCUUCUCCCAGAUAGAGGCCGAGCGGUGUUACCUGUCUGUCCUCGACUACACAGCGGACCUAAUGGAGGAAGAAAAUAGAGACCUAGCAGAAAAGGUUCUGGAGGCCAUUGAUCAAUUUUUUUCCAGUCAAGAUUCUGAAAAUGCCAGAAAAAUUCAGUAUCAGUUCCAUAAAUCUCUUCCCGUUCCUAAACCACUGAUAGUGAAAACCCUGACGGGAAGAUCUAUACAGGUUACAGCUGGAAAUAUGGCUGAGUUGAAAUCCGAAAUCAUGAAUAAAGAGGGCAUACCAGAGGACUGCAUACGGCUGAUUUACAAUGGCAAACAACUCCAAAACACUGAUAAUUUAGGUAUGCCUGCAAAUUCCACCAUAUUUCUAGUUCUUCGUUUGAGGGGAGGGCCAGGUCCAUCAGAUUCAGAGACUCAACAGAUUGCUGCACCUCCACCUGGAUUGGAACAAGAAUCAUAUAUCACUUGUAUGGACAUGGCAGUUGAAGAUGGUGUUACAUCCAUGUCAUCCAGGAAACAGCUUUUGGAUGUGAAUUUACUAGGGGAGGAAGAUGAGAGGGAAGAUUCCAACAUGGAUAUUGCUGAGACAAGUGAAGAUUCAACUGUGGAUGUUGUUGGAAUGAGUGAAGAAGAAAAAGAUGAAAUUAAGAAACCUGCAAAACUAAAAUCAUUACAUGUUACAGAGGUGAGUGAAGAAGGAAGUGAGAAGGAGGAUAAUGAGAAAACUUUGGGAUUUAAGACCAAGCCAUUGAUGCAUUCCAAAGGGAAGAGUAUGAGUGACCAGGAUAUUGAAAAAGAAGAGGAUUCAAGUGAAGAGGAUAUAGGUUUAAUAGAGGAAAGUACAAAGAUUAUUUCAUCAAUAAAAGAGAGUGGAAAAUCAGUAGGGAGGAAAGAUAGGGGAAGAGGAUUAGGAAUACACACCAAGCCAUUAAGCUAUUCCAAAGGAAAGAGCAUGAAUGAUGAGGUUGAGGAAACAGAUUCCGAUGAGACAAGUGAAGAGUCAGAUGAGGAGAAGGAGGAAGAGGGCAGAAUGCCGUCCAAGCCAUUGUUCACCAAAGGGGCUAGACAUGUUUAUGUUCCACAGAGCAUGCAGGUGUUGCAAUGUGACAGAUUUUCUUCUCUGCACCUUGGUAAGGCUAUGAUGGUACAUCACGCAAACACUGAGCGUGAACAAAAGAAAGAGCAGGAACGCCUGGAGAAAGAACGUAUGAGAAGACUCAUGGCUGAGGAUGAAGAAGGUUACAGGAAGUUGAUUGACCAGAAGAAGGACAAACGUCUUGCCUAUCUGCCGGCUCAGACAGAUGAGUACAUCUCUAACCUGAUGACUCUGGUGGCUGAACACAAGGAGGAUCUGAAGAAGAAAAAACAGAAGCGACGUAAGAAGAAGAAGGAAGACAAACUAGAGGAUGGAGACUCUAACAUGAGUGAGAUAAGAGUAUCUGUGAUUGAGACAUCCACAGGGAGAGUUCUGACUGGUGAUGAGGCUCCACUGGCAAGUCAACUCGAGGCCUGGCUGGAAUUAAAUCCAGGAUAUGAGGUGGCGCCUCGGGAGGAUGGAGAGGAAUCUGGGUCAGAAGAAGAGGAGGAGGAGGUUGAACAGGAGGAAGUGAUACCAGCCAAGCCAGAAAAAACUUUACCCAAGCUUACUAGCCCUGAUGACAUUGAUGAAGGCUUGGCUCAGGAAGUCAUAAAUCAAGCCUCCAAAGAAGUGGAUGAUGAAUAUCACCGCAAUGCCACCAAGACAGAGGAGAAAAGUUACUAUGGAGUGGCUCACACGGUCCAUGAACAUGUCACUGAACAGGCUACCAUCAUGGUGAAUGGAAAGCUCAAGGAAUACCAGAUGUUGUUGCAAUCCAAAGAUGUGAACAAGCCAAGAGAAGAGCUUUUAUGCAUAAAAAAAUUGUGUAUGAAAUCUGAAGACUCAGAGUCAUCUGAUCAAAUGGAUGAUAAUGCAACUAAUCAGUAUCUGAAGAGUCUUGAUAAAAGCACAGCUUAUUUUGACCCAAAAUCUAGAGCCAUGAGAGCAGAAACUUCUCUAACUGGGACUGAACCAGGAAUAAUCCAGAAUUCUGUCCAAACAAUGAUGGAAGAGUCAUUACACUUUCUUGAUUUUGAAGAAGAGGGUUACAGAAAGUUGAUCCAGAACGUAGAAUCCCUUGAACCAUUAGAACAGCUGAAUGAAGGAUGGAUGAGUACGUAUGGAGAGCCAGAUGAAGAACAAGAACAACUUGACAUGUUUGCAGAUGUUCCAAUUCCAGAUUUAAACACACCUGCUGGAAUAGCAAUACCUAUGUUUGAUGAACAAUUUUCUGCAUCAUUGCCAGCAAAUAAUCAAUUUUUAACAGGGAACAGAUCAGCUUCACCUACAUAUGGUGCAAUUUCACAACCACAUGACUUUAAUACAAUACUAUAUGAUUCCCCUGUAUACAACCCAAGUCCACCAGCACAUAGACGGAUAAGUCCACCUGCAGCAGGAUAUGCUCCAACUUCACCUCAAUACAGUCCAACUACACCAGCAUUCUAUCCAACUGCACCAGCAUACAGUCCAGCUUCACCAGCGUAUAGCCCAACUUCACCAGCACAUGUUCCAUCUGCACCAGGAUAUGGUUCAACUUUGACUCAAUGUAUUCCAUCUUCAAAAGAAUUUGAUACAACUUUAGAAGCAUACAGACAAAGUGCACUAACAUACAAUGUUGCAGCUGCUGAUAAAGCAGUUGUAAAUAAAGCUGUAAAUGACUCUGACAGUAGUGACAGAGGAAUUAGUCUAGAAAGGAGACCUAAAAGUAGACAAAGAGAUCUAAACACAGAGAGGGAGUGUGAGAGAAGUAGAGACAAAGGUUCAGAAAUGGAUCAAAGCAGGAAUGGAAGAUUACAGACAUACCAAGGCAGAUCUAGAAGUCGAGACAGGCCAGUCUCUAAAAUGUCCAAAAAGAAGAGUAGGAGCAGGAAAUCAAAAAGGAUAUUUAGUAGAAGUAGAGAAAGAAGCAUGGACAGAUACCAAGAUGGAAGAAGAAGCAGAAGUAGAGACAGACGCAUGGACAGAUAUCAGAAGAGAAGCAGAAGUAGAGAUAGAAGCAUGGACAGAUAUCAUGAUAGAAGCAGAAGUAGAGACAGAAGCAUGGACAGAUAUCAGAAGAGAAGCAGAAGCAGAGAUAAAAACUUGGACAGAUAUCACAGAAGAGGCAGAAGUAGAGACAGAAGCUUGGAAAGAUAUCAUGAUAGAAGCAGAAGUAGAGAUAGAAGCUUGGACAGAUAUCAUGAAAAAAGCAGAAGUGGAGAUAAAAGAUUGGACAGAUAUCAAGAUAGAAGGAGAGACAGAAGCUUGGACAGAUAUCAUGAUAGAAGCAGAAGUAGAGAUAGAAGCUUGGACAAAUAUCAUGAUAGAAGCAAAAGUAGAGAUAGAAGCUUGGAGAGAUAUCAUGAUAGAAACAGAAGUAGAGAUAGAAGCUUGGAGAGAUAUCAUGAUAGAAGCAGAAGUAGAGACAGAAGCAUGGACAGAUAUCAGAAGAGAAGCAGAAGCAGAGAUAGAAGCUUGGACAGAUAUCACAGAAGAAGCAGAAGUAGAGACAGAAGCUUAGACAGAUAUCAUGAAAAAAGCAGAAGUAGAGAUAGAAGCUUGGACAGAUAUCAAGAUAGAAGGAGAGACAGAAGCUUGGACAGAUAUCAUGAUAGAAGCAGAAGUAGAGAUAGAAGCUUGGACAGAUAUCAUGAUAGAAGCAGAAGUAGAGAUAGAAGCUUGGACAGAUAUCAUGAUAGAAGCAGAAGUAGAGAUAGAAGCUUGGACAGAUAUCAUGAUAGAAGCAGAAGUAGAGACAGAAGCUUGGACAGAUAUCAUGAUAGAAGUAGAGACAGAAGCUUAGACAGAUAUCACGAUAGAAGUGUCUUGAAGGAAUCAGAAAGAUAUAGCAGAAAGAGGGACAGAAGCUGUGAGAGGCCUGAAAGUAGAGAGAGAGUCUCACGGAGAGUAGAAUACAGAGGUAGAGAUGGUAGAAAGAGAGAUGAAUCAUCAGAUGAGGACGAAAGAGAAGGAAGUGAUAGAAAGGAAGGUAUGGAUACCUCUGAGAGGCGUGAUCACAUGGAAGCCAAAAUUACAGAGGAAAAAUUGAGGACAAGGGUAAUACAACUAGCAGAAGAAGAACUGCUGCAGUCCAUUUGUAGUUAUCCAAGCCAGUUUACGGGAUAUGUCCGUAAUAAACAGAGGGAAGACUGCUUUAGAAAAGGAUCUUUGUUUUGUCUGCAAGGUAUUGGUAAAAUAGAAAAACAAACAUGCUUUUCUGUUGAACUAUGGACCGUUCGCCAUCUUAAAGACCAGAAAAGAUUAAUCAGUAUUGACUGGUCUGAGACACUGUACGUGAAUUUUGUACCGGGAUAUCUGCUGAACUUGUCAGGCCUGCAGCCAUUACUGAAGGACUCAGUCACUGCUUCUGUGUAUCCAGCAAAAGCCCAGCCAUCAGUGAGCAAACUGGAUGUAGUUCUAACAUCCGGACUGGUUGGAUGCAUUGAAACCAAGCAUAAAACAGAGGAAUUUGCCCUUGUGCUGAUAGUGAAGAUGCACCCCAAUCAACCCAUUUCACUUCUUAUCCCACCAGACUGUGAAGCGGUGGUCACUCAACUCCAGUCCCUUGUCGGGCAACAUAAAGCCAAGGUAGCUGAUCAUUGUAACAGACAGAGGGAAAUGGCUGCUUCAGAUAAACCAUACAUUAACCUGUGGGGGAGUCUGAAAGAAUCGCCAGCUGACAUGGAUCAGGACAAACUACCACCCCUUGAUGAGGUUGGACUGUGGAACUUGGAUGCUAUGGAAGCAGUUGGAAUUAACCAAUAUAAAUUGGAACAGCUGCUGAAAAACCAGGGAAUUCUGUCACUGCCUAAAUCUGUUCAGGAUGAGGGCCUUCCUGUACUUUGUACAUUCCUGAUUGGGGUAUUUUGGUUUAUGCAUGAAUACAAACAACAAAAGCUACCAAAAUGGCUGUGCAAGUGUGAGAACAUUAAGGAGAUAUCCGUAGAUGCAUCGUCAGUAAUUGUUCGGCUUCAGUGUAUGGAGGAACUUAUCAAUAUACAGUUUAAUUUUCCCCCUGAAGCAUAUAUUCGGCUUCAGAAUGGCAAAUCAAAAUGGACACCCUACAUCAGACAACUGGAGCUUGGGAAAAAUCUAACACACCUUGUGGACUGCCUGUUACAGGCAGUGUAUGAUUAUGCAUAAUGACAAGUUGGAUGAUAUUACUAACUGUGAUACUGAUAUUAUUAACUGUGAUACUAAAAUUUCAUGAUUAUUUGUUAGGAAUAAAUUUGUGUUUAUAUAAAAUAUGUAAGAUUUCUUUUUCAUGCAUGAUAUUUAUAAAGUUAUAAGAUAAAUUCCACUUUUAAUUUUAUAAUUCAUCUAUGCACAUACUGUAGACGUACUAUUUUUAGCAUGGAAUUGAUUUCCGCUAUAUACGCAAACACAUUUUUUCCAAUGAAAUUUGUCACAGCGUACUAAAGAUUCAUUAAGGACAUAUUACGACAAUCAAAGAUAUCUGCAUGAUUUCGUACUCAGGGAUUGAAUAGAAAUUUUGUUUCUGCGGAGUUAUGACCCUAAGAAUUAAGUGCUUUUACAGUAUACAUUUAUUGACUGAGUUCGAGGGCAACAUGCGUUUUGUCGGACCCAAGGAGCAAACUCUCUGCCUGAGGCCUACCAGCCUCAUGCAGACAGUUUGGUUCGAGGGUUGACACAUCACAUUUUGCCCGAGAACUCUGUCAAUAAAUGUUUUGUUAUACCUUUCAUUUUAAUUUUUUUUUUACAUUCAUGUAUUUUGAACUGUAUACUGUGAUGUAACCUCAGAUUCAUCAC
Molecule: messenger RNA, 9636 nt
Organism: Saccostrea cuccullata (small rock oyster)
Lineage: Eukaryota; Metazoa; Mollusca; Bivalvia; Ostreida; Ostreidae
Exons: 51
Coding region: 88-9009 (2973 amino acids)
Cellular component (GO): cytoplasm
Molecular function (GO): NAD+ poly-ADP-ribosyltransferase activity; protein binding
Source: RefSeq, a predicted model, not a curated record